AUGGCCUCUCGCGGUCCCGCCGGCCCCCGUGGCACCAACAACCGUUUCGCGCAGUUCAAGCUGGUUCUUCUCGGUGAAUCUGCUGUGGGAAAGAGCUCUAUAGUUCUUCGGUUUGUCAAGGACCAAUUUGAUUCUUUCCGCGAAUCCACCAUCGGCGCUGCUUUCCUUACCCAGACCAUCUCCCUCGAUGAGAACACGACGGUCAAGUUUGAGAUCUGGGACACGGCCGGACAGGAGCGAUACAAGUCCCUGGCUCCCAUGUACUACCGCAACGCAAACUGCGCCGUCGUCGUAUACGAUAUAACACAAUCUUCGUCCUUGGACAAGGCAAAGGCUUGGGUCAAGGAGCUCCAGCGCCAAGCCAACGAGAACAUCAUCAUCGCUCUGGCCGGAAACAAGCUCGAUCUGGUGACGGAGCAGCCCGACAAGCGUGCUAUUUCCGCCGCCGACGCCGAGGCCUACGCAAAGGAGGCCGGUCUCCUCUUUUUCGAGACGUCGGCCAAGACGGCCGAGAACGUCCGCGAACUAUUCACCUCGAUUGCCAAGAAGCUCCCUCUAGACCAGGCCGGCCCCCGCCACGCCCGUCCUGGUCAACGCCCCGGCGUCAGCCUGCAGCCCGAGAGCGGCAAUACCAAUGCCGGCGGGCAGUGCAGCUGCUAA
Geosmithia morbida is the source of this 660-nucleotide messenger RNA. RefSeq names its product Ras-related protein Rab-5C. The record is from RefSeq and is a predicted model, not a curated record. The coding region runs from base 1 to 660 and encodes 219 amino acids. Gene Ontology annotation, molecular function: GTPase activity; GTP binding. The transcript is spliced from 5 exons. Lineage: Eukaryota; Fungi; Ascomycota; Sordariomycetes; Hypocreales; Bionectriaceae.